AUGGCAAAGACAGCUACAGAGACAAAGACCAAAGCUGCGACAAAGGCUGCCAACACAAAGACCCGCGCAAAAGUUGAUAAACCCAAGCGCGAGCCGACAGCCUACCAAAUCUUUUGCAAAGAACACAUGAAAAAGUGGAAUGAGGCUAAUCCAGGAAGAGCGAAGGAGGCCAUGACCCAGAUCGCGCUCAUGUGGAAAGACGCUCCAGAAAACCCUAACCGGGGACAGGAGUCCAAGCCCCGCAAGCCUAAGGAGCCCAAGGCUCCCAAAGAGAAAGCACCCGCCAAACCAAGGACGAAGAAGACCGCACCCAAGUCGAGUAAGGUGUCGGAGGAGGAAGAGGCCGUGGAGGAUGACGAGGAACCUCAGGCCAGCGGCAGCGAUGAUUAA
Molecule: messenger RNA, 390 nt
Organism: Laccaria bicolor S238N-H82
Lineage: Eukaryota; Fungi; Basidiomycota; Agaricomycetes; Agaricales; Hydnangiaceae
Exons: 4
Coding region: 1-390 (129 amino acids)
Source: RefSeq, a predicted model, not a curated record